This is a messenger RNA of Impatiens glandulifera, 928 nucleotides long. Its product is annotated as acidic endochitinase-like. Gene Ontology annotation, biological process: carbohydrate metabolic process. NCBI's taxonomy places the organism in Eukaryota, Viridiplantae, Streptophyta, Magnoliopsida, Ericales, Balsaminaceae. The record is from RefSeq and is a predicted model, not a curated record. Bases 20 to 913 code for a protein of 297 amino acids. Gene Ontology annotation, molecular function: chitinase activity. The transcript has a single exon. Gene Ontology annotation, cellular component: extracellular region.
ACAACUCAUCUAAUCACAAAUGGCAAUUAUACCAACAAAAACUCUUAUAACACUCUUGUCCCUAAUAUUUCUAGUAAUAGGCUGCAAUGCCGGAGGCAUUGCCAUUUAUUGGGGCCAAAAUGGAUACGAGGGAACCCUAUCCGAGACUUGUGCCACGGGCAACUAUGACUUUGUAAACAUAGCAUUCCUUGCCACUUUCGGCAAUGGACAAGCCCCCACAAUCAACCUAGCCGGCCAUUGCAAUCCUUCAAUCAACGAGUGCACAAAACUCAGCCCCGAGAUCAAAUCUUGUCAAGCAAAAGGCAUUAAGGUCAUUCUUUCCAUAGGAGGUGGAGCCGGUAGCUAUUACCUUGCCUCAUCAGAGGAUGCCAAACAAGUUGCCACCUACCUUUGGAACAACUUCUUGGGUGGGACAUCUUCAUCGAGACCACUUGGCGAUGCAGUAUUGGAUGGAAUCGACUUUGACAUCGAGGGAGGGACUAACCAACAUUGGGACGAGUUAGCUACUUACCUUUCAAAAUAUAGCAAUAGGGACAAGAAAGUUUACUUAACGGCAGCACCUCAAUGCCCUUUUCCAGAUGCUUGGAUUGGAAAUGCACUUAAAACAGGAUUAUUCGACUAUGUUUGGGUACAAUUCUAUAACAAUCCCCCGUGCCAGUAUGCAAUUGGUGAUGUUACCAAUUUGGAAGAUGCUUGGAAACAAUGGAUUUCGGAUAUUCCGGCAAGUAAGAUAUUUUUGGGUCUACCCGCGGCUCAAGAUGCUGCUGGAAGUGGAUUCAUUCCUGUGGGAGAUCUAAAUGAGAAAGUGCUUCCGUUGAUUAAGGGAUCUAGUAAGUAUGGAGGUGUGAUGCUGUGGUCCAAGUAUUAUGAUGAUCAGACCGGAUAUAGUUCUUCUAUAAAGGCUCAUGUCUAAAUUUGUAAAACUAAA